Messenger RNA from Hemibagrus wyckioides, 5469 nucleotides. RefSeq lists its product as uncharacterized. Gene Ontology annotation, biological process: regulation of microtubule cytoskeleton organization; microtubule anchoring at microtubule organizing center; protein localization to organelle. The coding region runs from base 261 to 2828 and encodes 855 amino acids. The transcript has 10 exons. NCBI's taxonomy places the organism in Eukaryota, Metazoa, Chordata, Actinopteri, Siluriformes, Bagridae. Gene Ontology annotation, molecular function: dynactin binding; dynein complex binding; cytoskeletal adaptor activity. Gene Ontology annotation, cellular component: cytosol; Golgi apparatus. The record is from RefSeq and is a predicted model, not a curated record.
GAAAGAGCCGGUUAUUCACUACUGAACCGGAGCUUCAGCGCGCGCGAAGGAGGAGGAGGAGAAGGAGGAGGAGAGCCACGGCUGUGAAUUUAACCGGAAUAUUUCUGUCCUUCGAUAUUGUAGAUAUCUUUGGAAAUAUCUGCAGUGUGUCAUAUUCUAAAACAUUUGAGGAACUGGUAAACGCCUAGGACCAAUUUCCAGAAGGGCCAUGUGGGCGCAGGCGUGACCAUCGUGUCCCGGAGUGACGUGUAAGGAGGGGGAUGCAGGAGGAGGAGGACAUGGAGGCAACAGGAGAAGUGAACCUGAAGGCUGAGGUGGAACGGCUCUCCGCCGAGCUUCAGGAGGCCAAUGAGGAGAAGCUGCAGGCGGCACGCUACGGCCUGGCCGUGUUGGAGGAGAGCGCCAUUAUCAAGACCAAACACAGCCAGCUGGAAGAGGAGCACGAGGCCCUCAAGCUGGAGGUGCAGCAGCUCCGUGAGGCACUGGCCGAUUCAGUAAGCAGCCAUAAACGUGCAACAGCAGAUGGGCAGUGUCGAGAAGAGAAUCUGCUACAGGAGACGGCCAGUAAGGAGGCUGCCAUGGCAACACGUAUGGAGGAGCUGCAGGCGGAGCUAAAGCAGUCCAGAAUGGCGCUGGCCAACAGCAUGGCGGAAAACGAGAGGUUGGCCGGACUUUCCUCUCAGCUGAAGAAGGAGUGUGAAGGUUUGGAGGCUGAGAAGGCUCGAAUCAGAGAGGAGUUGAAGGAAUUUAAAGUUCGUGAACUGCAGCAGCUUCAGGACAGCACAGAAUUGGAGGAAGAGAACAUCUCCCUUCAGAAACAAGUUUCUGUGCUCAAAGAGAACCAGGUUGAGUUUGAGGCUCUGAAAGUGGAACUCUCGCAGAAGGAUGAGGAACAGGAUCUCCUGCGAGCACAGAUGGACGAGGCUGGCCGGCUGCGAGAGAUUGCAGAGCGGCAGCUGGACGAGGCCCUUGAGGCCCUAAAGGAUGAACGCGAGCAGAAGAACAGUUUAAAACGUGAGCUAGCUGCUCACACGCUCAACCCGUUUGACUCGGUGGUGCACCUAGACCUGCAGUUGGACGACAGCCUGGACGGAGAUAGGGCUGCAGAGGAGAAGGAGCGGGGAGAUAAAGACGAAGAGCAGGACAGUGGCUACAACCACUCGAAAGGAAGCGAUAAGCAGCACUGCUCUACCCCCAGGAGCAGUGACGUGUUCCUACGGCCUCAGGCUCCUGGGCUGGUGGCUGACCUGCUGAGUGAACUCCAUCUGUCCGACACUCAGAAGCUUAAACAGCAGCUGUUGCAGGUGGAGAGGGAGAAAGCAGCUUUGGCCAGUUCGGUCCAGGACCUCCAAGAGUCACUGGCCCAGUCUAAAGUAGCUCUGGAUGAGCACAAAGUGAAAGUGGAGCAGCUCUCGCAGCGUCUGGAGGUCCUGCAGGGUUGCUCCACUUCUUCCAUCCCCCAGUCUGGGACAAAAACCCAGGAGCAGAAUGGAAGUAGUGAGCUGGACAAUGAUGAUGAUCUGGAGCUGGAUGCUAAGAGUGCAGAGGUGCUUGAAAAGCGAAUGCGUGCAGCAAAUGCUGAGCUAAUGCAGCUACGUGACGAGCUGAAGGAGGCAGGUGAGCGCUGCAGGUCCCUGGAAGAGCGGCACCUGCAGGAGAAGGAGCGCUGGAGAGCUGAGGCACAGGAGCUUGCUGAUAAGAUCCGCCAGUGCAUUGCUGCCAGCCGCCAUGACCAGGAGCGCAUCGGGCAGCUGGAGAUUGAGAUCGGAGCCACACGCCGUGUUGCCAACGACUCCGAAUGCCACCUGAGCGCCACACAAGAGGAGCUGCUGGCCUUCUCUGAAGAGCUGGCAAACCUAUACCACCAUGUUUGUAUGUGCAACAACCUCACACCACGUCGUGUCACACUGGACUACUACCGUGAUGGAGGACGAGGCGGGAGAAGGCACCACCAUGGAUCCUUCCGGAAGCAGAGAAAGUCAGGAGAGGCGUUGGGGAAGGGAGCACAUAGCGUAGAGUUGGACAUCACAACAGCGAAUGGAGAUGCCUCUACAAACUGUGGAAGUGGCCCGAGCUCUCCAACACUGGACUUCAGGGAUCCCACCAACGUGCGCAACCUGGUGGCUGUUAUUCGCUGCCAGAUUAAACACCUUCAGGUGGCUGUUGACCUGUGCAGGCAGCGUGGUGCCUUACCCUCCUCUGCUUUAGGAGGCAAUAAUGAAUCCGACCGUGAAGCUCUGCUCGAGGAGGUGCUGAAGCUCAAGUCUCUUCUAAGCACCAAAAGGGAGCAGAUCGCCACACUCAGGACUGUCCUAAAGGCAAACAAACAGACUGCUGAGUUGGCUCUGAGCAACCUGAAGACCAAGUACGAGACAGAGAAAACCGUAGUGUCUGAGACCAUGCUAAAACUGAGAAAUGAGCUCAAGGCUCUAAAGGAGGACGCUGCUACUUUCUCCUCACUCCGGGUCAUGUUUGCAAGCAGAUGUGACCAGUAUGUUACUCAAUUAGAUGAGAUGCAGAGACAGCUUGCUGCUGCAGAGGAUGAAAAGAAGACACUCAAUUCACUCCUGCGCAUGGCCAUCCAACAGAAGUUAGCCCUGACUCAGCGACUGGAGGACCUGGAGGCUCCACUCCAUGCCCACAGUAAUGGAAGCAGCCCACGUCGCUCCCGUGCCAAGCAGCUGGCCACCAAAUCAGGAAGAGCUCCACGGAGCCCCAUGAGAAGCAGUCCACGUGCCAGCCCUGUGUUGGUAUCGUCAUCAGGCUCUCAGAGCGCGAGCAGCCAUCUGAAGGUGCUCUCACGCAGCCUCCACGGCAGCCCUCGAUGAAUGCUCCAUUCCUCCUGUCCUGCUCCAGUGUGUGUGGACCGUGUUCAUGCCCAGCUCAGAACCACCCUUAACCCUCCAGACCCGACCCGACCCGACAUCCACUUCAUCCCACUCCAAAACACAUCGGGCUCCUCUUGUGCUUAUUCUCGUCUCAUCUAUCUUUUCCUUUUCCUGUCUUUUUGUCUGUUUUUCCAUGUCCUCUACCUCACUUUUUCUAUUUCUCCUCUUCACUGUCUCUGUCUAAUUGGCUCGCUCAAGUGUUCGAGGAACUGAAAGCUCACCGGAGCCUCAUCUCAUUUCACGAUGAGCUUUCUGAAGGAAGGCAAGUUAUGAAGCUUGCUUUCAGUCUCAUGGACAUUGUAACACACCAAACCCACUCCAAAAGACCAAUGUGUGUUUAAAAAAAAAAAAAAAAUUUCCUGUCUUGUGUUUAGCUGCUGUCUUCAGAGAGGGUCUUGUAUAUGAAGGACAUUAGAGCCUGCUUUAUUGUAAACUGUUCUAUCAUUUAGAAUGACUGACAGUCCGACAGUAUUAGUGCACACCUGAGGCAUGCUCAGAGUGAUGAUUGCUAGUUAAAUUUUCAAGCGUAUUCCAUUUCCUACUUCAUUAUAGACUAAAAUGCACUGCUGCCUAAGCUUUCCUGCAGACUUACACAGAAAGACCAUCUUUAUUUAAAAACCCAGAUAUUAGUGGGAAAAUCUACAUCUGCUGUACUGUAUAUUCAGUAGAGUUGUUACGGUUUCAUGGUAUAAAAUAACACUGUUACCAUCUCCCUUUUUUUUUUUUUUUUUUUUUUUUUUUUUAAUUUAUGAUUUUUUACGCAUGCACUUUAUUUUUUCACCUUAAAAACUUUCACACCCGUCUCCUUUGCGGAUUCAGACUGACGUCCGCCUCUGUUCAUGAGCACAGGAGACGUGGACUACACCGGAAACCCCUUUAUCUGUGUGUAAUCCACUACUGCUGUAACCAUGUUGCAUUGCUACCUCUGCUCAUACGUCUCAGUGUUCCUAACUUCAUCACACACCACGCACUUCACAUCAUGACAUAGCUGACCAACUAUUUUUGUCUAAGGUGUGCUACCUUUCCUCAUAGCCACACUGUUUUUCAGCUUAUAAAAACAGCAGGAUGAAUACAGAGAGCGUUUAUAGGAAAAUUGUUCUUACAAAUAUUUUUCUAUUAGGAUUUGAUCCUUUUUUUUUUUUCUUUCUUUUUUUUUGUUCGUCCUGGGUUUUUGUAUGCGGAGAGACUUUUGUAUAAAUUGUUUUCUGUUCAUUUUCACCGCAUAGCUCAUUUUAUAUGCUACAUCAAUACAGAGAAGGCGCGCUAUUUGUAAACUAGCUGAUCACAUACCAUGAACCGUAACACCCUUACUCGGCAUCCUAAUGAGUACAUGAAGUUCUGUGAGAGGUCUAGCGGUUUGCUGCUAAUGCUAUCUAGAGCAAAAGGAAAUAAAAAGGACGGUCAACAUUGUCCUAUCGGAACUACUGCCAGUUUGUGAGAUCUUUUACACAGGGUUAAAGUUUGAACACAAAGCACUGUUAAACUACUCUCUGCUACAAGUACAAGCAAAGCCAUGUCUAGUUCUUUAUUAUUUAUCGAAGCAAUAAGGCACUAGUGUUUACGCUAAAGGGAACACAUCAUGGGAGAGAAACAGGAUCUAAAACAGUGCCUUAAUUAUUUGCUGACUCGACCGGUUUUUAGGAAAUUUGUCUUCAGACUUUGUAGGUACUUGGACAUAAUUUAUUGUUUGUUGAAUAGUGUUUUUUGUUUUGUUUUUUUAAACACUGGUAACAAAACUGAAGUGUUUUGUUGUUUCGUUGCUUUACUGUGUAGCUACAGAUUGUGCUAUUGCCCUCGAUUUUGUCCAUAACUGGCAGGACUUGGUAGCAUAGACAAUAUCGCUGUUCUUAUCAGAGCAGUGAUUUUGCUUGUAUAUGUAUAUAAUAUGAUAUUUUGUAGUUGAUCAGCACAUGUUGGUUAGCUAUUUUCCAGUGCAUGUUCAUAAACCACGUUCCUAUACGCAGGGCGCUUACACGGGCAGUGGUGUGAAUUAAAAUAACAGAAUCAUAGAACAAAAAUCUUUUUGUAAUGAAUCUCCCGACUUAAACAAAGCUCCAACUUUGCUUCAGCCACAUCGACUGAGUCUCUUAUUUCUAAAAUAAUUACACAAGCAGACUCAUUUUAAAAACAGGCUAAAGCAAUUUAUCUAGUACAAACUGCCCAAAUAUUUCCCCCAUAAAAUAUUCCCAAACCAUAUUUAUUAAAAAAAUGUCCAGUGACACCAUGAUUCUGAUAUUUUUGCCCAUACCACUGAACUUGACCUGCAUUAUUACUGUGUAGAUAAAUAUUAUGGCUUAUAAAUGUUUGCUUUCUCACAAAUGGUAGUGAAACCUACAUAAAUCCUACAUUUUCUUGUUAAAAAAAAGUAAAUUUUUUUGCUACUUUUAAGUCUCAAGACCAUUGUCUGAAAAUUGUUUGGACGUCUAAAAUCCCCUCGAUCUCAGUUUUAACCCACUGCUUUUCCUGUUUUUAACUCUCACUGAGCAGCAUCCCAUUUUAACAAAAUGGUGUAAUUUUCAUCUGGCAGUAAAGUGAACGUUUUGUGAAAUGUGUAGUGUAAAAUAAAAGUAAAUUCAAUGUC